AUGUCCGAGGAGAGCACGGCUGCUGACCACGAGGGGCUCCUGAGGAGGGUGCAGGAGCUGGAAGCGGAGGUGAAGCGGCUGCAGGAGAAGCUCCAGGAUGACAAGGAGGGCACUGGGAGGAGAGAGGCUGCUCUGGCCCCCGGGAAAGCCAAAAAACGCCAACAAAGGCCCUUCGAUUUCAGCGCGCACGGCCGCAGACACGUGGCACUGCGCAUCGCCUACCUGGGCUGGGGCUACCAGGGCUUUGCCAGCCAGGAGAACACCCCCAACACCAUUGAGGAGAAGCUCUUUGAAGCCUUGAAGAAGACACGGCUGGUGGACAGCAGAGAGACCUCCAACUACCAUCGCUGCGGGCGCACGGACAAGGGAGUCAGUGCCUUUGGGCAGGUGAUUUCCCUGGAUCUCCGCUCCAGCCUGCCACCGGAGGGGCAGCAGCAAAACGGGCACACGGGCGAGGGGCAGCGGGAGGAGCUCCGCUACACCCACAUCCUGAACAGGGUGCUGCCCCCCGACAUCCGGGUGCUGGCCUGGGCCCCCGUGGCGCCGGAGUUCAGCGCCCGCUUCAGCUGCCAGCGCCGCACCUACCGGUACUUCUUCCCCUGCGCCCAGCUGGACGUGGCCCUCAUGGACAGCGCCGCCCAGCGCUACGUGGGCACCCACGACUUCCGCAACCUCUGCAAGAUGGACGUGGCCAACGGGGUGCUCAACUUCCAGAGGACGAUCCUCAGCGCCCGCGUGACGUGGGUGGAGAGAGGGGGCGAAUCCGGGCCGCGGGAUCCCUUCCGGCUGUGCCAGUUCGAGGUGACGGGGCAGGCGUUCCUGUACCACCAGGUCCGCUGCAUGAUGGCCGUGCUCUUCCUCAUCGGCCAGGGCAUGGAGAGCCCGGACAUCAUCGACGAACUGCUGGACGUGGAGAAGAACCCCCGGAAACCGCAGUACAGCAUGGCAGUCGAGUUCCCCCUGGUCCUGUAUGACUGCGAGUUCCCAGACCUGCAGUGGCUCUACGACCCAGAGGUGCAGGGCUUCAACGUGACACACCUGCAGCAGCUCUGGGCCAGCCACGCCGUCAAAACCCACGUGCUUCGGGACAUGUUGGCAGGGCUGGACACUGCUCCCAUGGCCACUGGCAAAGGUCCGGGGAGCAGCCUGGUCAGCAGCUUCGUGGAGGGGGUCCAAGCCCGCACCUACAAGCCCUUGCUGGCCCGGCCCCGGUGCGAGGGGCUGGAGGCUCGGAUCGAGCACUUCGUGCGGAGGGGCCGCAUCGACCCCCCCCGGGGGCCGGGGGUGCCCGGGGACCAGGAGCCCCCCGAGGGCAAGCGGGGCAGCAGCACAGCCCCCGAGCAGCCGCCCAAGAGGGUCUGCGUGGACACCGAGUGACGGGACGCCUCGGCACUUCUUUUUAUUACUGUUAUUGGGAAAAGAAAGCGCGUUUCUUCGGUGCUGUUUUUUUAUAAAUCUCAAGAAAUCUCUUGUAGCAGUGCUGUGUCCUACCCUGGGAGGGGAGGGAAGGAGGGAGGCGCAGCACCGUCAACUCGCAGCGGGGCAGCAAAGUGAGGCUUGCUGAGGUUA
This is a messenger RNA of Lepidothrix coronata (blue-crowned manakin), 1569 nucleotides long. It is a transcript of the gene PUS3, whose product is annotated as pseudouridylate synthase 3. Gene Ontology annotation, molecular function: pseudouridine synthase activity; RNA binding. Gene Ontology annotation, cellular component: cytoplasm; nucleus. NCBI's taxonomy places the organism in Eukaryota, Metazoa, Chordata, Aves, Passeriformes, Pipridae. The transcript is spliced from 4 exons. The record is from RefSeq and is a predicted model, not a curated record. Bases 1 to 1377 code for a protein of 458 amino acids. Gene Ontology annotation, biological process: mRNA pseudouridine synthesis; tRNA pseudouridine synthesis.